AUGGCCGUGCUACCAGAGAUGUCGGCGACUACGGAAGAAGUUACGAUUGAGGACAUUCAGAUCGGUGAUCCCGAUGUGCCUCUCACCACAGAUCAACACCGGCUCAGAUCGCUGAUCUGGAAGAGCCGUCACCUCCUCAUGGGUAAAGGUAAUGCUCUACCACCACCAGCACGAGGCGCGAUCUGUGAUAUUGAUGUCGGUGGGGCAGCGCCGAUAGCGCAAAGAGUGCGUCCGGUCGCACCCAAAUAUCGGGAGAAGCUGUCAGAUCUCAUCAAAGGACUAUUAGCAGCCAAAAUCGUUCAGUCAUCCACGUCACCUUGGGCGUCUCCGAUAGUGGUGAUCAUCAAGAAGUACGGAGUGGAUAUUCGCCUUUGCAUUGAUUAUCGAAGAGUGAACCAGCUGACGCGUCUGAUGGUUUAUCCCAUGCCGUUGAUCAGCGAUCUGUUGGAAGAUCUGGAUAAAGCUCUAUGGUACUGUUCGCUAGACAUGGCUAGUGGAUUUUGGGUCGUCGAAAUGACUGAACGAGCAAACUGA
Peronospora matthiolae is the source of this 534-nucleotide messenger RNA. The record is from the annotation of a GenBank genome assembly. NCBI's taxonomy places the organism in Eukaryota, Oomycota, Peronosporomycetes, Peronosporales, Peronosporaceae.